AUGCCCCCUCGGAGAGCAACACGCAUGAUGCGCGUCCCCGUGCGCGUCCCCGUACGCGAACAUGACACUGUCAACAUGAUGAUCGCCGUGCCGUCGGGGGUCUGCGUCAACCGCAUCGGCAUCACUUUUCCCCCCACCAUCCCUCCCGUGACCACCUACGAGAUCGAGACCUACUCCUUCCGCGGGUACACGGAGCGGUACUUCCGCCCCCUGCUGGAGGCCGGCGUCGGCUUCUUCCAGGCGGCCACGGGCCUGACGGACAACUGGGUCUUCUUCGGGCUCUUGGUCUUCUUCGGGCUCUUGGUCUCGCUCUCCCUCUGGCUCAUGCUCUUACCGGUCCUCGUCUUGGCCUUCUGGCUCCCCACGCUUGUCUCGCUCGCGAUUCUGCACUACCGCCUCAUAUACUACUCGCGCGGCCGGGUCUUCGUCGACCCGGCGCUGCCGUGGGCGGCGGCCACGCUGGACUACUUCGUCCGGGAGUGGGGGUGGAUCUACGCCGAGCUCGUGCGGCCGCUGGCGCCGCGACGGUUUCCCGAGCUGCGGGACACGGACGCGCCUCCUCCGUACGAGGUGUGCGAGUUGCCUGGACUGGCGCUACGCGAACGCCCCCCGAGCGAGCACAACAUGCAGGUUCCCGUUGCUGAACUUGCGGGCUCUACGCCAUCCUGA
Messenger RNA from Thyridium curvatum, 669 nucleotides. RefSeq lists its product as uncharacterized. NCBI's taxonomy places the organism in Eukaryota, Fungi, Ascomycota, Sordariomycetes, Thyridiales, Thyridiaceae. The coding region runs from base 1 to 669 and encodes 222 amino acids. The record is from RefSeq and is a predicted model, not a curated record. The transcript has a single exon.